This is a messenger RNA of Mytilus californianus (California mussel), 1795 nucleotides long. Its product is annotated as barH-like 1 homeobox protein. Gene Ontology annotation, biological process: regulation of DNA-templated transcription. The record is from RefSeq and is a predicted model, not a curated record. Gene Ontology annotation, molecular function: DNA-binding transcription factor activity, RNA polymerase II-specific; DNA binding. NCBI's taxonomy places the organism in Eukaryota, Metazoa, Mollusca, Bivalvia, Mytilida, Mytilidae. The transcript has 3 exons. The coding region runs from base 475 to 1425 and encodes 316 amino acids.
CUGACCAACUAAUCUAUCGGUUGUCAUUAUCUCCUUUGAGUUUGUUACCAGCAAUUUUUCUUGUCGGUUCAGUGACUUCUAGCACUGAUUGUAUACCCGGUUUGGUACAUAUUACACCCUACUCAGCCAAAAAAAGGUAAUGUGUCGCUUGACAAAACAUUAAAUUUGAUAAUCAGACCUUGUGAAAAGAAGAUUAUUUUUUGGAGAAGAAAUUAGCUCAAUUCAACAGGAAUAAUCUUUCUGCAGAAAAAAGAAACCAGUGGUUAAUUACUUAUAUCUUAUUUAAAAGUGUAUAUGGUAAAAUUUCUAAUUUAAAUUGGAAUCAGAGAACUUGGACCGCAUCGUAAACAGUACAACAUAUAAGGAAAGGAUUAUCAAAAUGAUGUGAAAAAUGUCUUAUUUGAAACUUAAACUAUACAUUUAAGAAACCUCAAUCAUUUAUAAGUGAAGAAUUUUUUACGCAACUUUUAAAAGAUGUCACGAUCAGCAUGUGCCUCUCCUUGUUCUGCAGAUGAAGAGGAAUCAAUUAACGUUGAAAAAUGUGAUUCAGAUGACGAACAGACGACAGGAAACAAAACAAUAGACAAAUGUCCAUUACAAAAUUCAGAAAACUUAGUGUCAUCAAAUAAGUGUAAUAUUAUUGACAAUACUUUUCCUAGUCCGCCAAGAAGAUCUUUCUUUAUAACUGACAUUUUAUCAGAUGCUAAUAAAAACACUGGAAACCUCUCAGCAUUCAAACCUCUACGGGUUCCAACAAACUUUUUCUCCUCACAAACCUUAUCAACGUCAGAGGAUCCGUUUAGAAGAGGAUUACAACUAGGACAGUUUAAAGGUCCACAUGGUAUAGGUCUGGGGAAAUCUUGUUCUGAAAGUGUCAAGUCGGAUGAGUCUGAAGACGACGAUGAUGAUGAUUGUGAAGAUAAGAAAGAUUCCUCGCGAAGUGGAGAUGAAGAAACAUCCUCGCAUUUACUAAAAACAAAGAAACCAAGAAAAGCACGAACUGCUUUUACUGACCAUCAGCUCAAUUCACUGGAAAAAACGUUUGAGAAACAAAAGUACCUAAGCGUUCAGGAUAGGAUGGAACUUGCUGCUAAACUCAAUCUGACAGAUACACAGGUCAAAACUUGGUAUCAAAAUAGAAGAACAAAAUGGAAACGACAAACUGCAGUUGGUCUUGAGUUACUUGCUGAAGCUGGAAACUAUGCAGCAGUUCAGCGCAUGCUCCAAAGCAAUCCAUACUGGUUUACAUACCACCCACAAGCAACAAAUAUAAUCUCUAAUUUUGACGCCUUAUAUUACCGCCAAGGCGAAUCAACUUUGACGUCACCACGACCUACACUUCCGCGGAUGUUUAUUCACGGGAUACAGCAACACGUUAAUCACCUGAGCACACCGCCAGUUUUUUCACCAGAAAACAGAAGCUGAUCUCAUUUUAGUGUUCAUAAAUUAACAGUUCAAUUGACUAGUAUUCGCCGUACGGAGCCCCUGUUGUUCUGAAUGAUUCAUUGGUGUAAACUGAUGUUUAAUAUGGUUGACUGCUAUCCAUUGAAAGAAAACACUUUUUAAUUAUGGAAUUAAUUUUCUAUAGUAAUAUAUGGACUCAUUUCAGGAAUCUGUAUCGAGACACUUUGUGCAAUAUGAUAAAACAAUAUAAAAUAAGUUAUAUACAGUUAACUAAUUCUUAUUUGCGUAUGUAUUUUGUAUAUUCUCACAUAUAUGUACAGGAACCAUUAUACUGUAAUAUUUCUUUCUUUAUUUAUUGUUUCAAUUUUAAAUUGUUGUAAAUAAAACGAUA